AUGUCUGCCACAGAAGUCGCGUCCGCGGAGCCUGCGCCUGCGUGUGCGGCGAAGCCGCGCUUGGCGCGCCUGCUCGCUCCGCUGAAGACUCGCGUAUCUAAGAUUCUGCAGCGGCGGCGGAAGGCCAUGGGCGGUCCGUUUGGCGUUGACGCCCGCAAGCGCGCGUCCGCGCGCAACGUGCUGCUGGCGACGCUUCUCUGGAGGCUGCGAUCCAUUGUCGGCCUCGUCUUCUUUGUCGGCGUGUACCUUCUUCUCUCCUUCGACGGGCUGCACCAGCGGACCGUCGUCGAUGAGCACGGCUUCUCGCAUGGCGUGCACGUCUCGAUGUUCAACGACGACACCGGUCUCUUCCGCAUUCGCAAUCUGUUGCAGGAAGCCGCGCAGACGGAGACCCAGCAACUCGAGCCGCUCGUCAAGGCUGCGCAGCUCGCAGGAGGAGGCGAGGCCGCGGCUGACGGCGUGGCGGAAGACGGACACGAAGGAUCCACGGAGGGGGAUGCGGAGGCCGUGGAGGCGCGGCGGCGGACGCUCGUGAAGAUGGACUGCGUGCCCGCGAGCGACAUCCAGCCGACCGCGUACCCGUUCCUUUACCUUCCCGAGACGCUCUUCCUGAGCUCGUGCGACGGGAGCGACUUGCCGCUUUCCUCCGCCUCGCCGGACCUCGCGUUCGCCAAUGCGCCGCCGGCCUUCCUUUGCCAGCUGCUGCGUCUUCUUGCCUCUCAAGGCGUCGAGGCCUACCUGCAGCCGUUCUUUUUGGCCGACGAAGAGGAAACUGAGCGGCGCGGCGCCGGCGUGCGCAGUGACCAGCCGGUGUGCGGCUUUUGGCACUACAACCUCGUCGCGGUCGCGAAGAGCGACCGCGGCGACAGCCGCGAUGCGCUCGCAGUCCUCACUUCAGUCGACUACUCUCUGCUGCAUCUUCCCUCGCUGAUGGCGUCGUCGCCUGAGUCGUCUUCGCUGCCCUUCGUGCCGGGUGCAGGAUCUGUGGCGUCGGUUUCCGCAGCCGUGAGCAUCUUUCUUCAGCAGUCGGCUCCGUGGCUCAGUCGCGACGUGAUUUUUGUGUUUUCUGACCUCCGCCUUCCCUACGCCGCCGGCGCGCGCGCCUGGCUCUGGGCGUACAUGCGGUCGGUCGCCUUCUUCCCGCGCCGCGGCCUGCUGCGCAUGGCGGUCGCUCUGGAGCCCGACAGAGAGAGUCCCGAGCGCGAAGAAGGCUUCCGCUUCCUCUCGCCCGACGUGGAGGGCACCGAUGGACGUCUGCCCAACCAGGAUAUCGUCAACGUCGUCAUCUCCGAGGCCGGACGCGUCGGCGCUCGAGUCCGGAUGCGAAACACGUGGGAGUACGUCUUUCGAAUGGCAAGAAACUGGGGGGCACACCGGCCUCACGCGCCGCUGCUGGAAGAGGCCGUUCCAGCCGUCACUGUCGUCGCGAAGAACGGCGCGCAGGGCGGGCGCGCGGCCGCCGAAGCCCCCUUCACGAGGUGGGGAGAUCUGGCGAGGGUGUUGGAGAGAGUGACGAGAAGCCAGAGCAACGUCCUGCAGACGCUUCACCACUCGUUCAACUUUUACUUCUUCGUCAGCGAACACAGUCACGUCUCCUCGGGCGGGUACCUCUAUCCAGUUUUCAUCAUGCUGGCGCUGCUUCUCGUUCCAAUCCUGUCCUCUCGCGUGAUGCGCGACAUUCGCGGCUUCCUGGCUGGAGUCGCUCUGCUGCUUCUCGCCUUCGCGUGUAGCUUGCCCGCCUUCAUCCUCGCCACCAAGUCGUCUGUCAACGAGCUUCUCUUCGGCGACCCGUACGCGCUCGUCCCCUUCUGCUCUUCGUGGCAACGCGAAGCGUAUCUACAGUACGCCCAGAAGGCGAGCGUUUGGCUUCAGAUCGCGCUUGCAUUCUACGCGCUGCUUCUCGCCUUCGUCUGGUGGCUCGGGAGGCGCAUCAAGGCGCAGCGAAUCGCCGCAGGGGAGGACUUCCCCUCUUCGCUCUCGCCGCUGCGGGUUUCUGCGACACCCUUCCCGCUGCCCUGGGGCACGCCGGUCGCGCCGUCGGCGCAGCUGCUGUUCACCUCUCGCAACCCUGCGACGCUGUGGGAAACGCCGAUCCGCGAGAAGACUGAGGACGAGAAGGCGCGCGAGCGGGAGGCGAAGGAGCUCGAGGACGCGCUGAAGCGUGUCUUGGCGGCCGAGAAGAGGGAGAAGGCCGCGCAGGCGACGCCCGUGGACAGCGCGGCAGCCGAGGACGACCCCACGAAGGCGCCGGAGGAUGGAGAGGAGACCGCCGAAGAGAAAGAGAGUGAUGAACAAGUUGAGACAGCGUGGAGUCCGCCGCAAGCCCCGCCGCCUCUCUGGCUGGUUGUUAGGGGUUUCUGCGUCCGCGUCUUUGCAGUGUGGAUCAUGGUCAUGCUCACGCUGCUCAACUGGGGCAUGUCCGCCUUUCUGUCGCUGUUCUUGAUUCCGAUGGCUUGGCUCGUCGUCCCCCUGCGGUUCCAGGCGGAGGAGCCGCCGCGCCCGUGCUUGAGGUCAAAGGAAGGCCAGCAAGGAGAAGGAGACGAAAGAAUGGCAGGCGAGGAAGGCGAAGGCGAGGCGAAAGAGGGAGAAGACGAGAAGAGACGGAGGGAAGAAAAGGAUCUGGAAAAGACAUUCGAGACGGAGAUGAAGAGGUGGAAGAGGAGACGCAGGAUGGUCAUGGUUGCCACGGUCCUGCGAAAGCUCCUCGUCGCUCUCUUCUUCCUCGUCAUUAUUGUUUUUGUCUCAGACUCCGAUACGCUCAAGGCCUACCGCGGAGAGCUGCAGGCUACCACCCAGGAUGCUGCAGCGUAUGCCUACGAGAGUCUCUCGACUGUCCAGAAGGCGUACUUCCCCUCUUUUCCGUUCCUGCCUUUCCGUUUCCUUCAGUGGCUGCGUGGGGGGUCGACCUUCGCGCCUCUGACUUCCUCUCCGCCUCAGUAUCCUCUUGGCUCGUCUUCGCGCGCGUCCGCGCUCUCCUCUCCUUUGGAUGCGGAGUGGGAGGCGGCCGGCCGUUCUGCGGAAUUUGAGAGACGCCUCCGGGUUCUGAUUCCGCUGGGAUCGGCUCUCCCGCUGCCGGAGAAGCCGUCGUCUUUCCUUCUUUUCCUCUACUCCAUGGCUCGGGACUCUGUCUGCGUCCACACAGCCGACUUCAGCGUCUUCCUCUUCGGCCUCAUGCCUUUCUGUUUCUUCCUCGCGGCCGUUUUCCUUGUGCUCCCUCCGUAG
This is a messenger RNA of Besnoitia besnoiti, 3222 nucleotides long. RefSeq lists its product as uncharacterized. Lineage: Eukaryota; Apicomplexa; Conoidasida; Eucoccidiorida; Sarcocystidae. Gene Ontology annotation, biological process: attachment of GPI anchor to protein. Bases 1 to 3222 code for a protein of 1073 amino acids. The record is from RefSeq and is a predicted model, not a curated record. Gene Ontology annotation, cellular component: membrane; GPI-anchor transamidase complex. The transcript has 8 exons.